This is a messenger RNA of Gilbertella persicaria, 370 nucleotides long. Its product is annotated as tubulin binding cofactor A. Gene Ontology annotation, biological process: tubulin complex assembly; post-chaperonin tubulin folding pathway. Bases 16 to 333 code for a protein of 105 amino acids. The transcript has 4 exons. Gene Ontology annotation, cellular component: cytosol; microtubule cytoskeleton. Gene Ontology annotation, molecular function: beta-tubulin binding. Lineage: Eukaryota; Fungi; Mucoromycota; Mucoromycetes; Mucorales; Choanephoraceae. The record is from RefSeq and is a predicted model, not a curated record.
CCUUUAUUCUAUUUUAUGCCUCUUAGUCAACUAAAAAUCAAGACCAACGUGGUCAAGAGAAUUUACAAGGAACAUCUCGGAUACGCUAAAGAAGCCGAGAUGCAACAAAAGCGUAUUGACAAGCUUAUUGCAGAAAAUGCUGAUGAAGCAGAUAUCAAGAAACAGAAAGAAGUUCUUGCAGAGACACAUCAGAUGAUUCCUGAUGUCAAAAAGAGAUUAGCAAACGCUUAUCAAGACUUACAAAAUCAGUUGGAAAAUGCUGAAAAUGCUGACUUGGAUGAAUUUCAAGAAGCUCAAACAGUUAUCUCUGAAAUUGGAGAACAUACCGCCUAAAUAAUAAAUACCAUUUAAAAAACUCUUUUUUUUUAUA